AUGACUGAAACAAAGAGCAACUCGUACCUGAUCGUCGGCGCCGGCGUCUUCGGGGCUUCCACGGCCCUACAUCUCAUCAGGGCGCGCCCGGACGCAGGCGUGACCCUCGUCGACCGCAACGCCUUCGACGCCCCCGUCCGCGUCGCCGCCUCCUGGGACUGGAACAAGGUCGUCCGCGCCGACUACGUCGAUAUCGAGUAUAUGCGUCUAACCCUCGAGGCCAAGAAGUACUGGGCCGAGGACCCCCUCUGGAAGCCCUUCUACCACGAGAGCGGCGUCUACUGGGUCUCGCCGAGCAACUUUGCGCAGCAGAUGCAGGCGAACUACAGGAAGCUCGGCGUCGAGUCGGGACUCUCCUCGCUCUCGGUGGAGGAGGCCAGAAAGGAGUACGCAGGCAUCUUCGCGGACUCGGACUUCACCGACGUCGACGAGGUCUUUGUGAAUAGGAACAGCGGGUGGGGCGAGGCCAAGGAGGCGCUGCAGAGGACGAUCGAGGAGGCCGUGAGGCUGGGCGUCGAGUACGUCGAGACCGAGGUCGCCAGGCUCGAGUUCAACGCCGCAGGCGCCGCGACGGGUGUGCAGACGGCCGGCGGCGAGAGCAUCAGGGCGGCCCACGUCAUCCUGUCGACGGGCGCGUACACGGCCAAGCUGCUGGCCGACAGCGCUCCCGAGCGGGCUGAGCUCCAUGCCGGCGACAGAUUCGUUGCUGCUGCUGUGACGGAGGGAUUCACGCCCGUCACCGGAGAGAACGCCAAGGAUUUAUACGACGGGCCGGUCGGCAUCUCAACGGUGCCGCCUUCAAGAGGCGCCAGCAACGGGAGCGUCCCGCACUCAAAAGACAAGACGCUCAAGUUCUGGGGCCAGAUCAUCUUCAGGAACACGCAGCCGCACCCGAACGGAGACCGGUUCUCCGCGCCCCCGCCGGCCUCGGACUACGCGCAGUUCGACGUCCCCAAGACGCUGAGGGACGACGUGGACUACGCGGGGAAAAGCCUCUUUGGCAAAGGCAGCGCCGGCUUCAAGAACGAGAACUACCGCAUCUGCUGGGAGGCCGUGACGCCCGACGAAGACUUCAUCAUCUCCCCGCACUCGGCGAGCAAAAACCUCUACGUCGCCACCUGCGGGUCCUUCCACGGCUGGAAGUUCUUGCCCAUCUUGGGCAAGUAUGUUGUGCAGAUGCUGGACGGGUCUCUCGAAGAGACUCUGGCCAAGAAGUGGUCGUGGGAUCGGGUUUUGCCUCCCCCUACUCACAGAACCUGGCCGAGGAAAGAGCUCAGUGAUUUCGAGUAA
Colletotrichum graminicola M1.001 is the source of this 1290-nucleotide messenger RNA. RefSeq names its product FAD dependent oxidoreductase. The record is from RefSeq and is a predicted model, not a curated record. The transcript is spliced from 3 exons. Gene Ontology annotation, molecular function: saccharopine oxidase activity; flavin adenine dinucleotide binding; sarcosine oxidase activity. NCBI's taxonomy places the organism in Eukaryota, Fungi, Ascomycota, Sordariomycetes, Glomerellales, Glomerellaceae. The coding region runs from base 1 to 1290 and encodes 429 amino acids.